Harpia harpyja (harpy eagle) is the source of this 5742-nucleotide messenger RNA. It is a transcript of the gene GCNT1, whose product is annotated as glucosaminyl (N-acetyl) transferase 1. The record is from RefSeq and is a predicted model, not a curated record. Bases 3505 to 4785 code for a protein of 426 amino acids. Gene Ontology annotation, molecular function: beta-1,3-galactosyl-O-glycosyl-glycoprotein beta-1,6-N-acetylglucosaminyltransferase activity. Gene Ontology annotation, cellular component: membrane. Lineage: Eukaryota; Metazoa; Chordata; Aves; Accipitriformes; Accipitridae. The transcript has 4 exons.
AAGCAGCUCUGAAGGAAAAGCCCCGCUCUUGCAGAGUGUUCUCAGUGAGCACACAACUGCACCCACGUGGAACCCUGCUGCUGCUUCUGCAUGACUUUCAAAAUUAAGGUCUUAAUAAAGUCUUAGUCCCGUAAAGUCUAAUGGUAACCCAAAUACUCAGCUUGCGACCAAUUCUUAUUUUCACUGAGACUGAAGACUACCUAAUGGAACAAACAUGACUACUUUCAUUCAGUUACAGGCCUAUCUACUUUCAAGAUCGUGCUGCUUGAUAUCAUGGAAAUGCUGAGUAAAUGUGACUCCUGCUCUGUGUCUGGCAGAUCUCUGCAGAUAACCCUGUGUCUGUGCAGUCUGUCUUGGUGCUUAUGCAUGCUUGUGUUUAUGCAAGCUGCUUACAGCUUUAAAAAUCACUUCCUCUUCAGAACAAAUGUUCUGCAUAACUGAACAUGAAUGGAAGCAGGUUAAUUGUAAUAACUGCUUGCAGGACAUGUAUGCUUCGACGCAUGGUGGAUAUGCCCCGGUAAAACUCAAGGACUUUCCAGUGAAUCCACCCUCAGUGGAGGGCUGCCUUCUCAAGUGUUGAGAAAAAGUUUUGUAUCUCAAGUGGAAUUUGUGAAUGGGGAAAGAGAAUAGCGAGGAUCUGGUCAAUACCUGCUCACUUACUAUUCUCAAGGGUAGCUGAAGUAUCCUUAUAUCUUCCCUACCUCCAAGGCAAGAAGAGGGAAAAAUAAGUCCGUUCUGACGUUCACUCUUCAGCCAUCAGAAUGAUUACUUGUCUCCUGGCCCAUCCCAACUACCGCUUCAGUGGUGGCUGUACUUACCACUACAUUUUCCACUUGGCUUUUCUUCAAUACAUUUCUAUAAAACCAAAAAUCUCAGGUUGUCAUGAAUGGAUAUAAGAUAUUAGUGCAGCUGCCAGGAAGUUUUCAAAUACCUGUUAGAAAGCUUUGAUUAAAACCUAAUGUGUCUGUGGACAUAUAAUAGAGGCCUGCAUAAUAUUCAUGUCACUGCGUCCUCUCCACAGUAGCUGUAUGCCGAAAGUCACCAAAGCAACUACGAAAGAGCAAAUAUCACUGUCUACUUCUUCUGGUAUUUGUUAGAAGCAGCAGAAUAGGAAGAAAAAUGAAGGGAAGGAGCUGGGUGCAUGUUAGUUCAGCAGCCCACAAGGCUGAGAGAGUCGUGGCACCAGAACAUUGCAGCUAAGCCCGCGAGACCUAUCACAUCUUCCCUGCUCAUUAUAACUGAUUUUGACCUCCUGACAGCCUCUGUGAUGCUACCUAAUGCUAAGCUCUUUCCUGCCUUUCUGUCAGUCUUUCACAAGAUUUACAGGCUGCUGGAGUACCCCAAAGUACUUUCUUACCCUUUACCUACCCCCUUCUGGACCUCUGGUGCUGAUACUGGCCCAUGGUGUAUUUUGGAGGCUACAGUGCUUCAUGUUGGAUGCUGAAUCGGUGUUUAACAUCCUGCCUCAGCAGUUUUUCCAUUGAUAGGAGAAAAGACUGAAGUGCCAAAAUCAAAAGACACCUGAUUUUUUUUGUUCUGUGCCACCAGCCCCCAAUGAUUUUUUCAUCUUAUUGUGAGAUGGGUCUGUGUGCCAUUUCAGAGCAAGCCCUAACUGCUUUUUCCAAGCAAAAAAUACACUUAGCAUAAAAAUGUAUGGUAAGUGCUUAAAUACAAAAAAUUUCUACUUAGUUUCUGGUUUCCUUCUGCUCUCUAAACUACUUCAGAUAGGACAGAGGAGGGCAAUGCUUUCUAUGCAAGCUGGUACAAGGGAGGCCCUGCAUCACCUGAGAACUGGGAAUCCUGUUUUCCCAAUCCCGAUGCUGUAACUCAGGCAAAAUGAAUAGCCCCAGAAAGUGGUGCCAGCCUAGUGUAACACUGAUCAGAGGCUGCCAUUGCUUUUAACCUUGUCUAGGAAAAGACGUAUCUCUCACUCUCAGCCGUUAUCAGUCCAAACGAAAGCCUAAAACCCGGAGCCCAGGUUUGCUGGACUGCGGCGUGGUGAGCAGAGAUUUCCAAGGAGCCGUAGGGCUGGUGGCUCCCCAUGGUGGGUCUGCCAGGGCAGGGCCUGGCAGCCAGGCCUGCCCCACCGCCCCAGCCAGGAGUGGGGCAGCUAGGGGGGCAUGAGGGCAGCCCUGGCAUCAGGCACCUCCCUGGGGACAGGCCGAGGCCGGGCUGGGACUUGGGCCCAGCUUGUCAGGGCCCAUAGCCAGGCUGCCGGGGCUGGAGACCGGCCCUGCUAUGGCAUCACCGAGGCAGGGGCUGACAGCCCCGGGAGGCUGAAGUGGGUCCGCGGCGGGGCUCGGGGUGGGCUGGUUGGAGCUGUCAAGGCCUGUUAAUGCCCUUGGGGCCAUGCCGGCAGCUGUGAGAGCUGACCGCAGAGAGCUCCCCAGAGGCUGGCUGGUUGGGUCUGCUGUCGUACCCCAGUGUGCAGCCAUUGGAGAUGGGAGCGGGGCUGCUUCUCCCACCAGCAGCACCUUGUGAUAGCGGACUAGUCACACCGUAAAACUGCAGCCGAAGAGGCGUGCUGUGCCGGCGGCCAAAGGCUGGUUUCCACGCUGCGGGGCUGAGGCACGCGCCCUUUGUCAGGGCUGGUGUAGCAGCGCUCUGCCUGCUCUGCACCCUCACAAACGUCCUCUUUCUUAGGACCAGCCCCACGGUGUGGAUAUAACGGUCCUUGCUAAUAGUGCUGCCAUUAUGUGCUGCAGCUCCAGUGCAGCCUGCCUGUAUAAAACCUCCGUGUGAACUUUGGUCUCCCCCUGAGCUAUGGUGUAAUCUUGUAAAAGUGUUCUGUUUGGUUUUUCUCUCUAAAGACUUAGGUUUUCUGUUUGUUUUUAAGGAUGGGUGAAGCCAAACUUAUCUAAAAUCGCAUGCUAAGCUGGGCUUAGAGGGUGCUGUUCCCUUCUGUCAUGGCCACAGCCUUUCUCUGAUGAAGGUUGUUCCCCUUUAGCUCCUUCAGCGUACGUACCCAUGUAGUUUAUUGCUGACUUGUUUCAGUCAGUACCAUGCAUCAGAUUAAUAAUUUAGCAUGUAGAGUUAACACAAGUUUAUACAGUAACCGGGUAAAGACAUUGUCAAGGAAAUCAGCUGUUUUACAGUAGCACCUUUACAGUAAUACAAAAGUUAAAUCAGAACGUGAAUUUUACCAUGACAUCUCCCAAACUGCCAGGUAAUGAGCAGAUGAUCCGAGUGAUUCACGCUGUGACACAGAAGAGGUGCCAGAAAUGGAGAUUUAAACUAGCUCUUUCCUGAUGGUAUUUCUAAGCUCAUCUGCAGGAUGUUGAAGAGACUGUAUCUCAUGUAAAAAUCUUGAAAGGACUGCUUUCCUAGUGAGAAGAUGAAGUAUGACUAGCAUCCAGGAAGUGAGUGGAUUUUUCCUUCCAUCUCCUUGACAAACUCACCGGAUUCCUGAGAAACACAAACUGUUUUUUUCUGAAGUUGUUGAAGAUGAUGUGAGCAGAGUGGAGGGCAAUUUUUUUAGCCCUGCAAAGCUGCCUGGUAUUUGAAAUGCUGAAGAGGAAAUUACGGUUUUGCCACAACUUGCGCUUCAGGCUUUUCUUGGGUCUCACUCUUGUUUUAGUAAUCAUUUCGGUUUUGAAAGUUAACCAGAAACAAGACUUCUUAAAUCGGAGACAUCUAGAGCUGACAAAAGAAGAUCCUAUUGGCAAUGUUAACUGUACCAAGAUUAUAGAGGGGGAUAUAGAAGAAAUUCAAAAGGUAAAGCUUGAGACAUUGUCAGUGUCAUUUAAGAAACGCCCCAGACUAACAACAGAUGAUUAUAUUAACAUGACAGCAGACUGUGCCUCCUUCACCAAGACUAGGAAAUACAUCAUGGAACCUCUCAGCAAUGAAGAAGCAGAAUUUCCAAUUGCUUACUCAAUAGUGGUUUAUCACAAAAUUGAGAUGCUUGAUAGACUUCUAAGAUCAAUCUAUGCCCCUCAGAAUUUUUACUGUAUUCAUGUUGACAAAAAGUCUCCAGAAUCUUUUUUUGCUGCUGUGAAGGGAAUAGUCUCAUGUUUUGAUAAUGUCUUUAUUUCCAGCCAGUUAGAGAGUGUUGUAUAUGCUUCAUGGAGCAGGGUGCAGGCAGACAUUAACUGCAUGAAAGAUCUCUACAGAAGAAGUUCAAACUGGAAAUACCUAAUAAAUCUCUGUGGCCUGGACUUUCCUAUAAAGACCAACCAGGAAAUAGUAGAGAAAUUAAAAGCUCUUAAAGGUGAAAACAGCUUGGAAACAGAAAAAAUGCCUGUUUAUAAAGAAAUAAGGUGGAAAAAACACCAUGAGAUUAUUGAUGGUAAAAUAAAGAACACAGGCAUAGACAAACAACUACCACCUCUCAGUACUCCGAUUUUUUCUGGUAGUGCCUAUUUUGUAGUUAGCAGAAGAUUUGCAGAAUACGUACUAGAAAGCAGUAAAAUACUUAAGUUCAUUGAGUGGGCAAAAGACACUUAUAGCCCAGAUGAGUACCUGUGGGCAACAAUUCAGAGAAUACCUGAAGUCCCAGGUGCAGUUUCUUCUAGUGACAAGUACGAUGUUUCUGACAUGAAUGCACUGGCGAGGUUUGUCAAGUGGCAGUACUUUGAAGGUGACGUGUCCAAAGGUGCACCCUACCCACCGUGCAGUGGAGUUCACGUUCGCUCUGUCUGUGUUUUUGGGGUAGGAGACCUGAGCUGGAUGCUACGAAACCACCACUUCUUUGCUAAUAAGUUUGACACUGAUGUUGACCCUUUUGCAGUGAAAUGUUUGGAAGAGUAUUUGCGACACAAAGCUUUGUAUCUGCAAAAGAACUGAAAUACUGCAUGGUCCUGUUACAAAACACAGGUACAAAUAGUAUACAGCUACGUACUUUCAACAUGUAACACUGAUGGUGGUGAUGCUGAUGAUGGGUAUAAUGGUUGCCACCAUGUUGGUAUGGUGGUGACGAUGCCCUCCCUGCCUUGUCCAUGGACAAGGGGGAGAGAAGACAUAUCUUAAGUGAAGAUGGGGAUGCCUUGUAUUGCACAGUGAGGCUUGGAACUUUGGGUACAAAAUCGAACACAGCGAUUUUUGGAAGGCCAACUAUUUGGAAUAUUUAUUAUCUAGAAGGUGUAAUUAAUGGACUUCCUUUGGCUAAACUAUUUGUUUUAAGGCUUGGAAAAUGCAUGUUGUUCAUGGUUACUCCUCAGUUUUUUCCCAUGAGUGUAAUGCUAGCUAGCAUGGAAAAGAAAAAAGGCAGCUGGACUGCACAGACUUCAUACUGAGUACUGAAAGAUCUCAGGAAAAUAGCAUUAGAAUUGAACUGAAAACUAUACAAAAGGGAGUAUACCAAAGCCAGCUGUCAACAUUUAAGUUAAACCUGACUGCUGUAGUUCUGUAAUAUGUAAUUCUUAAUCCUCCUGAAAAUUUCAUCUUUAGCAUGGAGUAUUAAGGACUUGUGUUUAAUUUCUUGUAGCCAAAUCUUGCUUUUGUACUCUUAGACCCCCCCUGAUAAUGUGAUAUAAAGUUUAGAAACUAGUUUGUAACUGCAUCUUCUCAGGGAAACUUCAGUUUUGUGCCUGAUGAGAGUUAGACUUGUAAUUUUACACUUCUUACUGUAUCAGGAGUCUUGCUUUUUGGAUCCAAAAUGACUCAAGUUUCUCAAAAACUUAAAAGAACUGCAGUAGUGUCUAAAUGUCACUGAUGGAAUUGCUGUUUUCUGUCAAGCUCAACUUGCGUUCCAGAUUCUUUAACAUUGAGUAUGCAAAAAUAAAGUUAUUUUUCUAAAUGGUA